AUGAUAAACAUAACAAAACCAGCACACAAAUAUGUUGAGAUCCAAGUUAAAUCUUCUCAACACGUAGAAGAACCCUGGGAAAAUUUUAAGACCCAAUCAAAUUUAGGAAAAAAUAUGUUUAAAGGCACAAACUCCAUCACUAGUGGGUCGACUUUUCAACAUUUCGCCGUGAUAAAUUUCCAUUGCCUUUCAUGGCCCGGGUUUACAUUUGUUGAUGUUUUAAGCUUCGAAAAUUUUCCAGACACCGAGUUAAACUCGCACGAUUCUUCAAAAUUAAAUAAACAUUUAGAUUUCGAGCUUUUAGAACGAGUUCUCGACCCUUUUUUGAACCAGUUUGCUGUUAACAUAAAAGUGAAAAUAGCGAAGGCGAGUGGGAAACCUGAUACUUAUCAAGGAAAAGCAAUAGAAUUUUGA
Messenger RNA from Clunio marinus, 414 nucleotides. The record is from the annotation of a GenBank genome assembly. NCBI's taxonomy places the organism in Eukaryota, Metazoa, Arthropoda, Insecta, Diptera, Chironomidae.